AUGGACGACAUAUGUGUGGCAAAUAACCAAUUCACCAUCAGUCUUGUGAAUGCAAUGGGGAGUGAUCAGAACAUGGCCGUGUCUCCAUUAGCCAUCUUCACUUCUUUAGCAAUGAUUUAUCUUGGAGCAAAGGGUACGACCGAAUCCCAACUAAAACAGAUACUUCAUCUAGAAAAUGAUGAAGAUACUCAUUCUGCAUUAAAGGAUCUAAUAUUUGCAUUAAAUAUAUAUGAUGACUAUGUACUUGACAUUAUAAGCCAGCUGUUUGUGGACCAGCCCUUUAACAUCUCUCAGACAUACUUAAAUGCUUCUAAAACGUGGUACAACUCAGAGCCAGAAAAAGUGAACUUCAGACACAAUCCAGAAAAUGCAAGCAAACAAAUUAAUGAGUGGAUCAAGGAAAAGACCGGAGGUAUGGUAAAAGACUGGUUAGGGGAAAAUUCAAUUUCUGCGGAUGCUAAACUUGUUGUAAUAAAUACAAUGAACCUAUUGGCAAACUGGACACAGACCUUCCCUCACUAUAAAACUGACUUGGAACCAUUUACAUUGAGUACAAAUGAACUUGUAACUGUAGAGAUGAUGUCCACAUCAGGUACAUUUCGUUUUCGCAAUGCGAGUGAUGAAGGGGUCAGCAUCCUUCAGCUGCCUUAUGGAAAAAAUCAAGGGCUCUCUUUAUUCAUUGUACUUCCUGAGCAAGGGUUAGAGGUGAAAAAGGUUGAAAAAUACUUGGACUAUGAAAAAAUGGUGGAUUGGACCAAUUCAUCAAAAAUGGAGGAAAGAUUUGUUGAUGUGUAUGUCCCUCAUAUUAAAAUCAACGGAAGUGUUCCCCUCAAAGAUACUUUAUCAAAAAUGGGAAUGCCUCAGGUUUUUAGUGACAAGGCCAACUUCUCAGGAAUAGCUCAGGGUCCUUUAUAUGUGUAUGAUGUGAUUCACAAGGCCUACCUGAAAAUUGGUGAGGAUGGUUUGGAAAAUGAAGAUGUUAAUGCAGAUGACAUAGCAACUCUUAGUUUAGUUAUGCCAGAUGUUGCUUUUAAAGCCAAUCGCGCAUUUCUCUUCAUCAUCCAUGAGAAGGCUACAAACUGUGUUCUGUUAUAUGAUUACAGCCGUCCAUCAAGACAGGACCAGCAGACCAAGGACCCUCCUAAAUAG
This is a messenger RNA of Spea bombifrons (plains spadefoot toad), 1149 nucleotides long. RefSeq names its product serpin B6-like. The record is from RefSeq and is a predicted model, not a curated record. The coding region runs from base 1 to 1149 and encodes 382 amino acids. NCBI's taxonomy places the organism in Eukaryota, Metazoa, Chordata, Amphibia, Anura, Pelobatidae. Gene Ontology annotation, molecular function: serine-type endopeptidase inhibitor activity. Gene Ontology annotation, biological process: negative regulation of endopeptidase activity. The transcript is spliced from 7 exons.